ACCGGUCACAACUUUAGUCACACGUGGUCACACCCGCGUCACAACUAGAAGCAGUCACACUUUAGGGCGCAACCCUACACUCCGCCUCCGCCCUCCACCGCUCACCGCUCACCGCCGCAUCACCGCCUGCUCGUCCACGUCCAUCCAACCCACCGCCAUCACCAACAACCCUCCGUCAACACUCAUCCCCCACAGACAUCACAAUGGAGAACGAUAAGGGAGUCCUCGUCGAGCUGUACGUCCCCCGCAAGUGCUCGGCCACCAACCGCAUCAUCAAGGCCACCGACCACGCCUCGGUCCAGCUCAACGUCGCCGACGUCGACGAGUCCGGACUCGUCAUCCCCGGCCAGUACACCACCUACGCUCUCUCCGGUUUCCUGCGAUCCCGCGGUGAGGCCGACGACUCGCUCAACCGUCUUGCCCAGCGUGACGGUCUCCUCAAGAACGUCUGGUCCGCUCAGCGAUAAAUCACUCGUUUCUUUUGCCGUACGUCGAUUUGGGAGUGUUCAUUUAGAAAAAUCACGAAAGAAAAAGAUCAAAGGGCAAAAAAAAAGGAUAUAUAAUAUGAACCAAUAAAAUAUAUAUUCAAUGGUCUAUCGCAUCCCCAUCCGAUUCUCUAUCUCUCUUUUGUCUUUCUUCUUUUCUGUUUUGGUUCUAAACAGUGCGCUUUGAGAUUAAAGAGAGAGAAAAGUUAUUUGU
This is a messenger RNA of Myxozyma melibiosi, 699 nucleotides long. RefSeq names its product 40S ribosomal protein S21. The transcript has 2 exons. Gene Ontology annotation, molecular function: structural constituent of ribosome. Gene Ontology annotation, cellular component: ribosome; cytosolic small ribosomal subunit. NCBI's taxonomy places the organism in Eukaryota, Fungi, Ascomycota, Lipomycetes, Lipomycetales, Lipomycetaceae. Bases 204 to 467 code for a protein of 87 amino acids. Gene Ontology annotation, biological process: endonucleolytic cleavage to generate mature 3'-end of SSU-rRNA from (SSU-rRNA, 5.8S rRNA, LSU-rRNA); endonucleolytic cleavage in ITS1 to separate SSU-rRNA from 5.8S rRNA and LSU-rRNA from tricistronic rRNA transcript (SSU-rRNA, 5.8S rRNA, LSU-rRNA); translation. The record is from RefSeq and is a predicted model, not a curated record.